Messenger RNA from Aspergillus viridinutans, 684 nucleotides. RefSeq lists its product as uncharacterized. Bases 1 to 684 code for a protein of 227 amino acids. Lineage: Eukaryota; Fungi; Ascomycota; Eurotiomycetes; Eurotiales; Aspergillaceae. The transcript has a single exon. The record is from RefSeq and is a predicted model, not a curated record.
AUGACGGCUAUCUGGACGGCCAUCCAGACGAGUGUCAGCCAGAACCACCGUUAUAUCUUGAACCUGGAUAUCUCGGAGAGGCAGAGGAUGAUCAAACUGCGAGAUAAGCUUAAACCGGAUGACCUAUCCCACAUGGUAAAGCUUAGGGACCGAUUCGCGAAGCUAGGCGAGAAGAAGCGCAAUCAGAGCAUGGAGGAAUGGCUCAGCGAAUGGGAAAACGUAAUUCAUGAGUGUGAGGAUGCUGAACUGGUCGGAUAUUCUGGGUACCAGGCUAGCCUCAAGUUUAUCAACGCGAUUGACUCGCUUCUACCAGUCUACGCGAAGUUUAGGCAUGCGAGUCUCAAGCUCAAUAGCGCAAGCAUCUUGGAAGAGAUAAGCGCCUUCCGACAACGAUGGGAGUCUGCAUCAGACGAAGAGAAGCAAUCCAGCUUUCCAACCUUUCAAGGUCAAUCCGACCAAUCAAAUUGUUCAAAUCAGCGCAAGUGCAUCUGCGGCAAAUUCCAUCCCUUCAUUGACUGCCCAUAUAUCAUACCGAGUAAGCGUCCAGCCGGUUGGAAGGCAGAUCCAAAAAUGGAGGCAAAGUUCGAGAAGGUUAAGAAGACGAGAGAAAACGUGAAGGCGGCUAUCGAAAGAGCCGUUGAGCGAGCCAAUCAGGAGGCUAGAGCAAAUCUGACAUUCCUCUGA